Messenger RNA from Strongylocentrotus purpuratus (purple sea urchin), 1020 nucleotides. Its product is annotated as C5a anaphylatoxin chemotactic receptor 1-like. The transcript is spliced from 2 exons. The coding region runs from base 1 to 1020 and encodes 339 amino acids. The record is from RefSeq and is a predicted model, not a curated record. Gene Ontology annotation, cellular component: membrane. Gene Ontology annotation, molecular function: neuropeptide receptor activity. Gene Ontology annotation, biological process: neuropeptide signaling pathway. NCBI's taxonomy places the organism in Eukaryota, Metazoa, Echinodermata, Echinoidea, Camarodonta, Strongylocentrotidae.
AUGAAUCUUUCAUCUCCGUCAAGCAUCUACGCGGUCAUCUUUUACAGUCUUCAGUUCAUCUUUGGUAUUCCAGGCAAUGUGCUUAUCAUCGUGGUGUACAUGAAGAAGAAACGGAAGAUCAGUACGGACAUACUGAUCAUCGCCCAGGGCAUCAUCGACCUCGUUGCAUCCCUGCUCGCACCAAUCAACAUCAUUAAGUCCAUCUCCGACCGUUUCACCAUCACGGUCAUCUGCCGCAUCGCCCUCUUCGGCAACAACUCGCUCGCGUUCGCGUCCUUGUUUCUAACCGCCGCGAUCGCGCUUGACCGCUUCUUUUUCGUAUGCCGUCCCUAUGGUAAGAGAACGUCCAACAACCGUGCGCUAUGUCUGGCGGUUGCGUGCUGGGUUUUGGGAAGUUCCCUCACUUGUACAAAGCUCAUCUUUGUUGAAGCGUUUCCAUCAAACAAUGGCCAAAAGACGUGCCAUUUUAGGGAUACACUUCAUAUUUUUGACAAACUUGAAGCGUGGCUGAAGACAUCCGGCUUUGUACUCGCGUUGGUGGUGAGCAGCGUUAUGUAUAGAAAAAUAUACCAGACCAUCAGACACCAGGCAAAGAUCCAUGCACAGUUGGUAGGAGGGGCAUCGAAGAGGGCUGUUUCACCAAGAACAGCUUUCCAACUGGGGGAAGGACUGAAGCAACCGGAGAUAGAUGUGAGUCACGCAUAUGACAGUGGUCUCGCGCAGUCAUUGAAUGCAACAGGCGAACCGUCAGAUAGGCAAGAAGCAACGGCAAUUGAAAGAUGUCCGCACGGUCCAAGAACAUCAUAUUUACAGGUGCACAGAAGUGCCAUCGAGCGGGAUCCGAUGACGAAUAACUCGGUUUCAAGUGCAUUCGACAAUUACCGUUCUGCGUCGCAGCUUACUCUCACGCGUUCACAAGCCAACACGGUUCCCGUCAAGUCCCGGCAGAAUUCGCGUCCAAAAGUAUCUGACCGCGGCGAGAACAGGACGACGAAAAUGCUAAUGGCGAAUUACUUUUAA